Condylura cristata (star-nosed mole) is the source of this 2333-nucleotide messenger RNA. RefSeq names its product tec protein tyrosine kinase (gene TEC). The transcript is spliced from 16 exons. Bases 204 to 1751 code for a protein of 515 amino acids. Gene Ontology annotation, biological process: adaptive immune response; peptidyl-tyrosine autophosphorylation; intracellular signal transduction. Lineage: Eukaryota; Metazoa; Chordata; Mammalia; Eulipotyphla; Talpidae. Gene Ontology annotation, molecular function: ATP binding; protein binding; non-membrane spanning protein tyrosine kinase activity. The record is from RefSeq and is a predicted model, not a curated record.
ACAGAAAAGGAUUUAUUGACGUUUCAAAGAUCAAGUGUGUGGAAAUAGUAAAGAAUGAUGACGGUGUCAUUCCCUGUCAAAAUAAAUAUCCAUUUCAGGUUGUUUAUGAUGCUAAUACACUUUACAUUUUUGCACCUACUGCACAAAGCAGAGACCGGUGGGUGAAGAAGUUAAAAGAAGAAAUAAAGAACAACAAUAAUAUUAUGAUUAAAUAUCAUCCUAAAUUCUGGGCAGAUGGAAGUUACCAGUGUUGCAGACAAACUGAAAAACUUGCACCUGGGUGUGAAAAAUAUAAUCUUUUUGAGAGUAGUAUAAGAAAAACAUUGCCUCCAGCACCAGAAACAAAGAAGCGAAGGCCUCCCCCACCAAUUCCUCCUGAAGAAGAAGAUAAUGGCGAAGAAAUAGUUGUAGCUAUGUAUGAUUUCCAAGCAACAGAAGCACAUGACCUUAGAUUAGAGAGAGGCCAAGAGUAUAUCAUAUUAGAAAAGAAUGACAUUCACUGGUGGCAAGCAAGAGACAAAUACGGGAGUGAAGGAUAUAUCCCAAGUAACUAUGUAACAGGAAAGAAAUCAAACAACUUAGACCAAUAUGAAUGGUAUUGCAGAAAUACAAACAGAAGCAAAGCAGAGCAGCUCCUCAGAAAUGAAGAUAAAGAAGGUGGUUUUAUGGUAAGGGAUUCCAGCCAACCAGGCUUGUACACAGUCUCCCUUUACACAAAGUUUGGAGGAGAAGGCUCAUCAGGCUUCAGACAUUAUCAUAUAAAGGAAACAACAACGUCCCCAAAGAAGUAUUACCUGGCAGAAAAACAUGCAUUUGGUUCAAUUGCUGAGAUUAUUGAGUACCAUAAACACAAUGCAGCAGGACUCGUCACAAGGUUGCGGUAUCCAGUUAGCGCAAAAGAGAAGAACGCACCAACCACUGCAGGAUUCAGCUAUGAAAAGUGGGAGAUUAACCCUUCAGAGCUGACCUUCAUGAGGGAGUUGGGGAGUGGACUGUUUGGCGUGGUGAGGCUUGGCAAGUGGCGAGCCCAGUACAAAGUGGCCAUCAAAGCCAUCAGGGAAGGUGCAAUGUGUGAAGAGGACUUUAUAGAAGAAGCCAAAGUGAUGAUGAAACUGACCCACCCGAAGUUAGUACAGCUUUACGGGGUCUGCACCCAGCAGAAGCCAAUCUACAUUGUUACGGAGUUCAUGGAAAGAGGCUGCCUCCUGAAUUUCCUCCGACAGAGACAAGGACAUUUUAGCAGAGAUGUGCUAUUGAGCAUGUGUCAGGAUGUGUGUGAAGGAAUGGAGUACCUGGAGAGAAACAGCUUCAUCCACAGAGACCUGGCUGCCAGAAAUUGUCUAGUAAAUGAGGCAGGAGUUGUGAAAGUGUCUGAUUUUGGAAUGGCCAGGUAUGUUCUGGAUGAUCAGUACACAAGUUCUUCUGGUGCUAAAUUUCCUGUGAAGUGGUGUCCUCCUGAAGUGUUUAAUUACAGCCGCUUUAGCAGCAAAUCAGAUGUCUGGUCAUUUGGUGUUUUAAUGUGGGAAAUAUUCACUGAAGGCAGAAUGCCCUUUGAGAAAAACACCAACUACGAGGUGGUAACCAUGGUUACGCGAGGCCACCGGCUCUACCCACCCAAGUUGGCAUCCAAAUACGUAUAUGAGGUGAUGCUGAGAUGUUGGCAGGAGAAACCAGAGGGAAGACCUUCCUUUGAAGAUUUGCUGCGCACAAUAGAUGAACUAGUUGAGUGUGAAGAAACUUUUGGAAGAUAACUGGUACUGUGACCAGUGGCUACCAGAUUCCAAAUCUCAAGGAAGAAAUGGCAUUUGUGCCUACUUUUAAUUUAUUUAGCACUGGGCAUGUAAAUUGUUUUACCUAUUAAGGUACAACUAAAGUAUUGGUUGUUAAUACAGAUUUGGCUCUGUGACUGAAUUUCCCAGAUUAUGAAAAUACUGUCUUAGUAUACUUCUACUCUGACCACUCUGUAGAUGAGAAGGCUAAGACUCAUGAAGUCGACAUAUGCCCAAGACCUCAGAUAGCUACAGAGAGCAGAGGCCUCUCUGACUCCAUCCCAUAGGCACUUGAGUGCCCGAUGAUGCUAACUAAGCUUAGGCCAUUGGGUUUUCCCAUUUUAAGGGUCUAAAUGGGGCCAGAAUAGCUGGUCCCCAUGGAAUGCCAACAUAUUUGAGAAGGGGAAGGGUUUUAGCCUCUCACUUCCCUUUCACUUCUGCAGAAAUCUGGGCCUGGAGCAUUUUCUGGAAUGUGGGCUCUAGAUGAACGAGGAACCCACCUUAGUUAGAUCUUGUCUUUAGUUUUGAAAACAUCUGUUUUUAAGACCGUCACUAGUAUUACAU